Messenger RNA from Wickerhamiella sorbophila, 1581 nucleotides. RefSeq names its product 1,3-beta-glucanosyltransferase GAS4. Gene Ontology annotation, biological process: fungal-type cell wall (1->3)-beta-D-glucan biosynthetic process. The record is from RefSeq and is a predicted model, not a curated record. Gene Ontology annotation, molecular function: 1,3-beta-glucanosyltransferase activity. Lineage: Eukaryota; Fungi; Ascomycota; Dipodascomycetes; Dipodascales; Trichomonascaceae. The transcript has a single exon. The coding region runs from base 1 to 1581 and encodes 526 amino acids. Gene Ontology annotation, cellular component: fungal-type cell wall; cytoplasm.
AUGCUUUUUCUGAUCGCUAGCCUUUUUGCGCGCGUGGACGCAAUUGUAAACCCUAUCACAGUGCGCAAUGCGCAUUUUGUCGAUUCUGUCACUGGUAAGCCUUUUUUAAUUAAGGGAGUAGACUAUCAACCCGGUGGCUCCUCUAGUAACUUCGAAUGGUCGGAUCCUUUGAGCGAUGUCGAAUCGUGCGCGCGCGACAUUUACCUGUUCCAAAAACUGGGAAUAAAUACUGUUCGUGUCUAUACUGUGAAUCCGUAUUUGAAUCACGAUGCUUGUAUGAGCAUGCUCGCCAUGGCGGGCAUUUAUCUCGUCCUCGAUGUCAACUCACCCAGGAUCGGAGAGAGCCUCAACCGUUACGAGCCUUGGACAGCCUACAGUCCUGAGUAUCUGCAGCGCAUUUUCCAGGUGGUUGAGCAGUUCAGUUGGUACAAUAACACCCUUGCGUUUUUCAUGGGUAAUGAAGUUGUCAACGACGAACGCUCCGCCAGUGUAUCUCCGCCGUAUAUUCGAGCAGUCACACGAGAUAUCAAAGAUUAUAUCCGUUAUAACUCUCCAAGAAUUAUUCCAGUUGGAUACUCGGCAGCCGAUGAUUUGCGCUAUCGUAUCCCACUCGCAGACUACCUGACCUGUGGCGAUGACGACUCCGCUGUUGACUUUUACGGUGUCAACUCCUACCAGUGGUGUGGCGAGCAAACUUUCCAAACGUCUGGAUAUGAUCUCCUUGUGAGAGAUCAUGAGAAGUUUACUGUUCCAAUCUUCCUGUCCGAGUUUGGCUGUAAUCUCGUGCGGCCUCGUCUUUUCCAAGAAGUUGAAAUGUUGUUCUCUCCCGCAAUGACGCAUGUCUUCAGUGGCGGUCUUGUAUAUGAAUUCACUCAAGAGGUGAAUAACUAUGGUCUUCUCACACUAGACACGGACGGGAAUGCCCACCUAAAUCCAGAUUUUGACACACUGCGCGAGAAGUUUUCGAAUGUCGUGGCGGAUAGCUCAACGAUUCCUGUCCUAUCUAGACCCCAACCACGUCAAAAAUGUGGUACCGUCUACGAUAGUUUUAAUCCUUCUUACGAGGAGCCUAAUAGCUUCGGCACUGAAAUGAUUCGCAACGGUGUUAGAAUCAUGCGUGGGCAAUACCUUCCCCAGCUUGAGCUCCGUGAAUCGAAAUAUUCCAUAUACGACGCUAAUGGCGAGCUCAUGACCGACUGUCGCAUCAGCGCGGUUGUUGCGUUAAAUUCUGAAACUGAUGUGCAAAAGAGUGCUAAUGAAACAUCGAGCUUCUUCGUCCCGAUCGAGCCGAUCUCAACAUCUACAAAGCCUGCUUCAGGGCAAGAAUUAAUCAACAAGAAUCAAAUGCGCAAUGCUCUUCCAAUUGAUUCCGUUACCCAGAAUAAAAAUGAGGUCUAUCGCACUGAAAGUGCGGCUGGCUACGCUUACCCUCACCGCUACCGCCCAGUCGAGGAAUCCGAACCACUGCAGCAAAACGUGCAAAAAUACGAAUCGAGUUCAAUCUCGAGCAUAACUCACAGCAUAUGGUUAAUUGCGUUGAGUUUGUUCGUUUCGUUUCUUCUCGCCCUAAACUAUCAAUAG